AGCCCUCAACUUCCAAUUCCCGGCCUCCCUCUAGUUUGUCACAGCACAACAACAAUAAUCUAAUCUUCACUCAGGAUAAAUAAAAAACUCCGCUUAAGUUUGUCUGUUCGGUUUUGCGAAAGGGAAAUGUCCUCUAAUCCUGGGCCGGAUGCAGAUGCGGUAUGAUAUUCCGCACUACUCAGGACAACCCAGAGCCCUGCCACUAACUUGGCCUAGAUUCGCGACAAGCGACUCGCCAGGCUUGCGCGACUUGCGGGAUCCUCUUCGCCCAAACUCUCUGUUACUCCCCACGAUGGGGAAGCGAGCACUUCCCAGCCCGUUGAGAAAGAGAACGAAGCCUCGAGACCUCGGCCCCAAGCUCUUCCCACCACAGAGACACCUACAAUUCAAGUUCCGGAUAGACCAUCGGAGUCGACAUCAGAAGGAGUAGCUUCAUCCCCGCCGCCAGAUGCACCCUUGUUGACAAAGUCGCCACAAACUCAGCCAGCCGUAGGCAAUCCCCCUUCAGGCGUCCUUACGGCUGCGGAGGCGUGGGAAGAUAAGGUGCUGAGGCAGAUAUUUCGAGUUGCCCUAGAGGUUGGUAUUCGGGUUGAUUUAUUCUUUCGAAGGAUUUCUCAAGCAUCCUUGGGUUGUGGAGGCUAAUAUAGUCUACAGCCAGGGCCCCGCUCGGCUGGACUGUAUAUCUUGGAUGAUCUGCGGAAGGAAUUAGAGGAACAGUUGGAUAGUGAAGGUAAACGUAAGUUUAUGAUGCUCUCUCCCCCCGCAACGAGCCUUUAUUCUGACUUUAUCUAGGUCCACGCAUUGACGUUGCGAUCCUUGAUCAGUUAAUACUCUCAGUAUGCGCUAGACCAGAAGUUGUUCCCAUGGAUUACCUUGUGGGGUCGUGGAGGAGAGCUUCAAACAUGCAACGUACGACGCCUGCAUCCCGAAUGGACGAUCACAAAAGAAAUAUCCUUCAAACUGCGCAGAGACUCUGCCUCAAUUAUGGAGAAUAUUGUGUUUCCAUGCCCGAUGUUUUCAGGUAAGCAUCUAGCAGAGGAAUAUGUGGUCUCUAAUUCUUCCCACUGAUAUAUAAUAGUAACGAACGCGCUCUUAUCCAACUAGCGGACCGGUUACAAGCAGAUUCGGACGAAGAUCGCGGACUUCCUCAAGAAUUUCUGAACGACCUCGUGAGUCGACUGCAAGACAACCCCGAUCUGGGCCAAUACUUCCGGGACGCACUUCGAACUCUGAGUAGCACGCUGAGCGAAAUGAGCAUGACAGACAACUACAAGCCCUUUAUAACCGCCCUCGGGAGGCUUAUGCAUCAUAAACCUAUCAUCGGCAUGUUAGUAAAUCUACCGGAGUUUCUGCCUCCUCCGGAAGAUGUUCCGGCCAACCUUUUAGAAAAGCAAACAAUUUUGGGCCCUUAUUUCCAAAUCUCGCCCCUCCAGGUAUUACCAACCCUACUCUCGUUCCGUAUUUUGAGGCUGUAGUCUAAACUUUCGCCUAGACAGCGGUUUGCAAAGCCUAUUUUACAGGUGCGAAGACAAAACCUCCAACAAGUAUCAACGAUGCAACCAGGGCGUUGCGACUUUCACUCCAGACAUUACAGGUAAGCUUACAACCGAUAUUGCAUGGGUCUGGGGCUGACCGAGUUUCCCAGGAUCAAUUACAUCAGAUUGUUAUGAUGAUAAUUCGCAGUUCACUGGAGGCUAGAGGGAAGGUUCUUGACUUUUUUGCCCGUGUGAUCAAUCUGAAUUUGAAGCGUGGUGCUAUCCAAGUGGAUCCCGCCACUGUAGCCUCAGAUGGUUUUAUGCUCAACAUCAACGCUGUUUUGACCAAACUUUGUGAACCAUUCAUGGAUGCAUCGUUCUCCAAAGUCAGUUCUGAAUUUUCGCCCUGUUGAGUCAUAAUUUUCAAUUUGCAGUUUGCUGAAACACAACCAGAUUGAUAAAAUAGAUGUCGAAUACUUCCGACGGCAGCCACGUUUAGACAUUUGUGAGGAAACGAAGAUAAACGUAGAUGAAAGCCGGGCAAACGAAUAUUAUUCUAAAGAAGUUGAAGGAUCGAACAAUUUCAUAUCCGAGGUGUUCUUCCUAAAUGUUGCCGCACAUCACUACAGCCUCAGGGCGGCAGAGACUACACAUGACCAAUUGACAAAAGACAUUGGAGAGAUGGAAAAACAUCUUGAGAGAUUCAUGGCGGAGAGGCAGAAGUGGCUCGAUGUACGUUUUCGCUGCUCACCACGCUCCGCCAGCUUGCUAAUUAGAUAAAUAGUUGCCGCAGCUUGCAACAUGGGAUCGAAAUAUUGAGCGCAUGAAGGAGCGGAUAGACCAGGGUGUAGCAUACAAAUGUGCUCUUGAGGUCUUCCUGUUCGAUGGUCUGUCGCAAACACGGACACUUUUCUUCAUGCGGUACCUAACAACCUGGCUGCUACGUGUUGUUGCACCGACUCGCGAUUACCCAGAGAAGCUGAUAGAGUUCGUGCUUGCAUCUCUUAUCCCUUAAGGUGGCUGAAUGCUAAUUUCGAAUAGGUUACCGCUUCCUGAGGAACCAUCGGAACGAUUCAGUUGUUUGCCCGAGUAUUUCGUGGAAGACAUUGGGCUUUGCUUCGGAUUUGUGGGAAGGUAUCUCCCGGAAUGCAUUGUGACUACGCAAGUGGAUGAGCUCGUUAUCUUCUGCAUCACCUUUCUUGACAUGUCAGCCUACAUCCGGAAGCCCAGCGUAAAGUCGAAACUCGUGGAGAUACUCUACUAUGGUAUCAAUCCAUACCGAGGAAAGUCCACUGGUAUACUGGGCGAUGCUAUUAACGGCCUCCCCUUUGCUCUCCAGAACCUCAUGCACGCCCUUAUGAACUUCUAUAUUGGUAUGUCCCUCAGAUAUCGCCUUCUCCACCGCCCGCCCGCCAGGCUAAUAUAUAGACAUAGAGAUUGAGCGACAGUACUACGAAAGAUUUACUGUUCGGUACCACAUCUCGGAGAUCAUCAAAUCAAUAUGGCCAAACCUUGCCUUUAGAGAAAGGCUAGAUCGGGAGAGCAAGUGAGUACAUAUCCCUUGGAGAAUGGUAUAUAAUCGUGAGCAAUACUGAUGUCUUGCUAAGGGAAAACGUCGACUUUUUCGUUCAAUUUAUUGCACUUCUUCUAGGUGAUGUAACAUAUGUCUUGCACAAUUCUCUAAGUGCUUUGGCCGAUAUCCACAAGCUCCAGCUCGAGCUAGAGAAUGAAUCAUCAAACCUCACAACUCAGGACAGAGCCGAUAAAGAGAAGGCAUUAGCUAAAGCCGAGCGGGACGCCACAUCCUACAUGUCCCUGGGCAAUGAAACGGUAGCAAUGCUGAAGCUGUUCACGUCUGCGAUUCCCGGCGCAUUUGUCAAGCCAGAGAUUGUUACCUCAUUGGCCGGCAUGUUGAACUUUAAUCUUGAGGCCCUUGUGGGCCCGAAGUGUAACAACCUCUGUGUACGCAAUCCAGAGAAGUACAAAUUCAACCCCAAGGCACUACUCUCGGAAAUUACGGACGUCUAUCUCAAUCUGCGCACAUUCAAGCCGUUUGUCAAAGCGAUCGCACUAGAGGGCCGUUCCUACCGCCCAGAGUUAUUCACCAAGCUCCUAAGCAUACUGGAAAAGAACAAUCUGAAGGGAACACCGGAUAUCGCACUGUUGGCCAAGCUUGCUACUAACAUAGAGGAGACUAAGAGAAAGGAGGAGGAGGGUGAGGUGGAGCUUGGCGAGAUUCCGGAUGACUUCCUGGGUACGUUCUAUAUGCCUAAUAUACACACACAUAUAUCAUUCUCCCAAUGGGUCGGACACAUUUAGCUAACAGUUUCCGCAGAUCCAUUGAUGGCGACGCUAAUGGAAGAUCCUGUGAUCCUCCCCUCUUCAAGAGUCACUAUCGAUCGUCAAACUAUUAGAAUCCAUCUCCUAGGCAAUCCUCUAGACCCCUUUAAUAGAUCCCCAUUGAAAGUCGAAGAUGUCAUUCCGAGUGCGUUCACCCUUUGCCCCUUCCCGUACGUGUUAUGCAGAACUGACGACGGGGAAAUAGACACCGAACUCAAAAACCAAAUACAGGCGUGGAUCAGGGAGCAGCGUGCAAAAGGCGUUGUCAAGAACGACGACGGCAACGACGGGGACGCAAUGGAUUUGGAUCCUUAA
Tuber aestivum (summer truffle) is the source of this 4130-nucleotide messenger RNA. Lineage: Eukaryota; Fungi; Ascomycota; Pezizomycetes; Pezizales; Tuberaceae. The record is from the annotation of a GenBank genome assembly.